AUGAUUCACCACCUCGCAACGAUGACCGAAGACCGCAAGCGCCACGUGUACAUCAUUGCGCGCCUUUUGCAUGAAAGCGCGGCCAAAGCCAAUGUGCCCACCUCGGUCGUCUCCCAAAAGCUGCACCGCGUCGCAACCAAGAUGGAAGUCCAGCUCCACCGCGCGACGCACGGCCGCAAGCUCGGCGAAGACGCGAUCCGUAAGCACUUGUGCCGCCUAAUUUGUGCCGUGAGCGUUGUCGUCCUAUUUACGCGUCUCUAA
This is a messenger RNA of Saprolegnia parasitica CBS 223.65, 261 nucleotides long. RefSeq lists its product as hypothetical. Bases 1 to 261 code for a protein of 86 amino acids. The transcript is spliced from 2 exons. Lineage: Eukaryota; Oomycota; Saprolegniomycetes; Saprolegniales; Saprolegniaceae. The record is from RefSeq and is a predicted model, not a curated record.